This is a messenger RNA of Emiliania huxleyi CCMP1516, 270 nucleotides long. RefSeq lists its product as hypothetical. The transcript has 2 exons. Bases 1 to 270 code for a protein of 89 amino acids. The record is from RefSeq and is a predicted model, not a curated record. NCBI's taxonomy places the organism in Eukaryota, Haptophyta, Isochrysidales, Noelaerhabdaceae.
AUGGCCUCCCACCGCAUCGGCGCGCGCGUCGCGGGCCUCUCGCCAGAGCAGCUGUGCGCCAUCAUCGAGGCGCAGGCGGGCGCGAGCGACGCCGCGCUGCGCGUGGCGGAGGAGCACGCCGCUCGGCUCGUGGAGCAGCCCGAGUGGGUGCUCUCCGAGGUCCUCCUCUCGCCGGACCUCGCCCCGCGCAUCCUCGCCCAGCUGCCGACCACGGAGCACGCCGCCAAGGGGACCCCCACGGCGUGGAGUGUGCUGAAGUCCCUCGCCUGA